UGCUCCAAUGGCGACCAUGAACUCCUCCUCCCUCUCCUCCCCCAAGGCCCAGAUAUUCUCCUCUCCGAACCCUAGAAUGGCCCCACGCCACACCCUUGUCCCCGCCCUCCGCCCCAACUCCUUUCUCCCCCCUCUCUCGUCCCGCCACCGGCCAGCCUUCCGGUCGGGGGUGGCCCGGGCGAUGGCGGCGGACAGAGAGUACUCCUCGAGGAGGAGCAGCAGCAGCGAGCCGAGAGAGACGAUCCUGCUGCCUGGAUGCGACUACAAUCACUGGCUUAUCGUCAUGGAGUUUCCUAAGGACCCCGCCCCCACCCGGGAGCAGAUGAUCGAGACCUACCUCAACACCCUCGCCACCGUUCUCGGAAGCAUGGAGGAAGCUAAGAAGAACAUGUAUGCAUUUAGUACAACUACUUAUACUGGUUUUCAGUGCACUGUAUCUGAGGAGACUUCAGAGAAAUUCAAGGGAUUGCCUGGUGUUCUAUGGGUGCUACCAGAUUCCUAUAUCGAUGUGAAAAACAAGGACUAUGGAGGUGAUAAAUAUAUAAAUGGGAAGAUAAUUCCUUGUACAUACCCAACCUACCAACCAAAACAACGGAGUGGUUCAAAAUACCAGAGCAGAAGGUAUGAGAGACGGAGGGAUGGUCCUUCAUCCGAACGGGGAAGGCCAAGACAACAAACUCCUCAACCCGAGUCAACUUCUUAACGAGGUAGAUCAUUAAAUGUCAUGCAUCAAUGAAUGGAUGGUACUUUACCAAAUCCUAUGAUCUGGUACUACCUUAUGUCAAUUCUACAAUGAGACAACUUUUCUGAUGAAUAGAAGUAGAAUUUGCUGAUGUGGGAUGAGUGGUGUCAUUAUCAAGUGGCUGUUCAUAUAUCAUGCAACAUAAGUUUUGUGGUACUUGUGAGAAACUUCACAAGUUCAUUAUAUGUCAACUACAAAUUUCAGAACCGGAUGUAUUAUUUAACCACAUGCUGUCAUUUAUGUGACUUUAAAUUAUAUUCAUUCUUGAUUUUGGUAAAA
This is a messenger RNA of Phoenix dactylifera (date palm), 1021 nucleotides long. NCBI's taxonomy places the organism in Eukaryota, Viridiplantae, Streptophyta, Magnoliopsida, Arecales, Arecaceae. The record is from RefSeq and is a predicted model, not a curated record.